AUGAGCAAACGCUCAAGCUCAGGAGGCCUUCCUCCAAGCAAAAGAAGACAGAUGGGCCAGGAUUCUCUGGACUUGCUUCUUUCACAUAGCGACGAGCUCAUCCAGUGUCUCCAGGCGCUGACUAACUCAUCUAAGCGCGAAUGUGAAGCGCUGCAGAAUCUUCGCGGACUCAGCAAAACACUCCUACCAGCAUUCAAAUAUUUGGCUGGUGAAGAGCCGUCUCCAAGUGAGCCAGAGAGACUUGAGACAGAGGAAAAAACAACAAACAAUGUUGUCCACUCUGGCCCACCUAUUCCAUCUUUCACUUUUCUCAAACCAUGGACGUCUGCGGACAUAGCCACAUCACUCCCGCCCCUUCCUCAAAUCAAUAAUCCUGUCUUGGAGACGGCAGCUUUUACUCAUCAAGGUAUGGUCAAGAACAAGGGCGACUUGAGCUACGACCGUCUCGAGUGGCUCGGGGACGCUUACGUGGAGUUGUUCUCGACAUGUCUUAUUUUCCAGACUUUUGGGGGCAUGCCCACAGGCAAAUGUGCCCAAUUACGAGAGCUCCUUGUCCGGAACGCCAAUAUUGGGGAGUAUGCUACAAAGUAUGGACUCCUUGAAAGAGCAAUACUCCCUCCGGAGUAUGACCCGAAUAGCCAAGUGAGGAUAAAGGCGAAGCCUCAAGAAGUCAAGAAAGUCAGAGGCGACCUGUUUGAGGCUUACGUCGCCGCUGUAAUUCUCUCCGACCCAGCAAACGGCCUUUCAAGAGCCGCAGAGUGGUUACGGGCGCUAUGGAGUAGGACAAUUCAGGAUCAAAUCCGGGCAGCCGAUAAGAAGCCAGAUGUACGGAUGGUGAAGGAGCUAGGGACUACAUCAGAACCAGCUGAAGUGGUUACGAUAGCCCCAAAAGUCCGCUUGUCACAAACCAUCGGUGCCAAGGGCAUACAGAUUCGAUAUGAAGACAUGCCCAACGGCAAUAAGAAGGAUAAGUACAACAACAAACUGGCCCUGUUUACUGUUGGUGUGUAUUUGGACGGAUGGGGCGAGACGAACAAGCUACUAGGGACAGGCAGCGAUCUCAAUAAGAAAGAGGCGGGGCAAAAGGCAGCACAAGUAGCGCUGAACAACAAAAAACUGAUGAAGGUUUACCAGGAGAAGAAGGCAGCGAUGUAUGCAGCCCUUGGAGAGUCAAUGGAAACCACACCCAAUGCCUAG
Colletotrichum truncatum is the source of this 1197-nucleotide messenger RNA. Its product is annotated as nucleolar rnase. Gene Ontology annotation, biological process: termination of RNA polymerase II transcription; U4 snRNA 3'-end processing; rRNA processing. Lineage: Eukaryota; Fungi; Ascomycota; Sordariomycetes; Glomerellales; Glomerellaceae. Gene Ontology annotation, molecular function: ribonuclease III activity. The record is from RefSeq and is a predicted model, not a curated record. Gene Ontology annotation, cellular component: nucleus; nucleoplasm.